AUGGAAAGCCAGAUAUUGUGGAAGCGAGGAAGAAGAUUGGGAAUGGGCAGCUUUGGUGUCGUUUCAUUAGCAGAGGCAUAUAAAGAAGGUAGUUGCAAUCCUCCAUUGUUGAUAGCUGUGAAAACUACACAAGUGUCUCUCUCCGAUUCACUUCGCAAAGAAAGAGAACUUCUUCGGAAACUUGAAGGUUGUCCCUACGUUGUUCGCUAUUUCGGGGACGAAGUUUCAACAGAGAAUUGUGUUGAACUCUACAAUAUAAUGUUGGAGUAUGCAUCGGGAGGAAGUUUGGCCGAUUGUAUCAAGAGCUACGGUAAAGGAUUACCCGAGUAUGAAGUUAGACGAUACACACAGAAUGUGCUUAUGGGUCUCAGUUAUAUUCACGAGCAAGGUUACGUUCACUGCGACAUAAAGCCCCAUAAUAUCCUACUUGUCAGUGAGGAAGAAGAAACUGCAAAGAUUGCAGAUUUUGGACUUGCGAUGAAGAUUGAAGAGAAAAAAAGCCCCACGUUGAGAGGCACACCUAUGUAUUUGGCACCGGAGUCGGUUCGUCAUCAAGAGUACCUACCUCCUUCGGAUAUUUGGGCACUUGGGUGCACUGUGUUAGAGCUGAUUACGGGGGCAUCGCCAUGGCAUUGCGAACCACAUGCCGAGACUUGUGCUCUUUUGUAUCGUAUUGGUUUGGGAAAAACACUGCCAGAGAUUCCAAGUUGGGUGUGUGCAGAGGCAAAAGAUUUCUUGUUGAAGUGUUUGGUCCAUGAUCCGAAGUCGCGAUGGUCUGCAGACAUGCUCUUAGGCCAUCCAUUUGUUUUAGCUACGGACAGUACUACAAAGGGUGUUAAGGAAUUAAGAAGUUGCAUUCUUCCAAGUGAAACAAGAAACACAGCAUGUGAUGAUCAUCACUUCAGAGUUCAUCACUUGAUCUUCUAA
Molecule: messenger RNA, 927 nt
Organism: Cornus florida
Lineage: Eukaryota; Viridiplantae; Streptophyta; Magnoliopsida; Cornales; Cornaceae
Product: mitogen-activated protein kinase kinase kinase 20-like
Exons: 1
Coding region: 1-927 (308 amino acids)
Biological process (GO): protein phosphorylation
Molecular function (GO): protein kinase activity; ATP binding
Source: RefSeq, a predicted model, not a curated record